AUGUAAAUUUAAGAAAAUUUAUAUAAUUGGCUUUGCUAACUAAGAGUACUACCAUAAGAUGGAAAAAAGUAUGCAGAUAAAGUAGAGAUAAGCAAGACAUCUUUAGGAUAACUAGAAAGUGGAAUAGCUUUUGGUUAAUUGUUAAAAGAAAUUGUGAAGUUACGAAAUAGGUUGGUUUAUUAAGAUUUAAAAGGCCUUCCACUCCUUUAGCUAAAUUAGAUACACUUAAAGACAAUUAACAAAAAUCAUCGAUCCUAUAUAAUUGGAAAAUACUUUGUGAAGAGUACUAGAAGGUGGAUAUCAUGAUUGAUUAGGAUACUAAAGCAUUAAUAUUAGGAGGUGACAAAGAAAUGAUUCAUUAAUUACUUUUAGAAAUCUAUGAUAAGAAUUAUAGAGGAUAAUAAAAAUCUCAUUUACUUGAUGAUUCUCAAUUAAGUUUAGAUGGAGCAACUAAGAUUUUGGCUACUAAUAAAAUUUCAUAAGGUAUGCAUUUAUAAAUAAUGCAGCAAAUCAGUAAGUGGAUCUCUCAAAAUUAGAUCCAAAAAAGGACUUAAAUAAGACGUAAAACUGUUUGGAAUUUUUUAUAAUAGCUUUAGCUAAGAAUCUAUAACUGACAAUCAAAUAAGCAGCUUCUCUUUUUACAAAUAAUAAUAAAUAUUUAGCUCAUAUUUUAGCAAAAGGUGUUAAAGGAGUAUUUGAACCAAUAGUAGCAUUCUAUAAAGAAGUCUAUGCUAAUUCAAAUUAAUUAAAUAAAUUAUUUAAUGAAGAUUCUACUAAGAAAUCAAUGAUAUUUGCAUUUCAGGUAUUUAUUAAAUAAGAUUAGUUUAGGCAUUAAAGCCAGGAAUGAUUUCAAAAUCAUAUGAUGUAGUAUAUGAGGCAGUUAGAUUAUUUACAAGGUUGGGUUCUUUAAUUCCAGUUUAAUUAAUUAGAGAAUGGUUUCUUGAAGAUUAAGGUGGGUUAUAUACAGCAUUAAUGGGAGCUAGAAGACAUCCAGAAUUAGUAAAAUUUUAGGUAGAAAUGAUACUAUAAUUUGGUCGAAACAAUUUUGUUGAAGUUUUUACAAAUGGAAUUAGACAUGUAUUAUCUGAUACUAAAGACCUCAUAAAUUCAAUAGAAUUAAUUUUUAUACCUUUAAGUUAGAAUUAAGAAUUAGUAUCAACAGGAAUUCUUCAUGAUUGGGUUACUUAAGCUAUUGGGAUUGCAGAAAAUGAAUUUAAAAAUACAGUUGACACAAGAAUUUCAGCACUUAAUUUUUUGACAGAGGUCUUAUUAGUUAAUAUAGAAUUAGAUGAAUCUCUUAUUAAUACGAUAAUUGCAUUAUUAAAAAAAGGAACAAGAGACAAAUCAUAAUCACUUUCAUUGCUUUGUUUAAAUCAUUUAUUUAAAUUAUUGAUUUAAUUUAGUAUACAAAAGAGUAAUCAAGCUCCAUUAAUAUACAAAAAGUAUUUAAAUAAAGACAUAUUUUAGUUUGACAUUAGCUUUGAUAGAGAAUCAUGAUAAUUAAUAAAUAAGAGAAUUUAUUUUAAAUAAUUUUAUAUAGGUAUUUUAAACAAUGGAAGAUAUACCAUUAAAUUUAGUAUUGGAAAAUUUAAUAAAAUAAUUAUAAACAUCAGAAGGAGUUACUUAUAUUUUGAAUAUAUUUGAUAUGCAUUUUUUUAUGUUCAUAUCAAAUAUGAAUAUUGGAAUUAAAAAUGCUAUUUAAUUACUUGAUUUUUUAGCUAAAAUAUUUCUUAAUAAUUUAGUCUAUUAAAGUAUAGCUUCUGAAAUUAUAAUUAAUGUCUUAUCUAAAAAUGUUGAAAAUUAAACAAUGUAAGAGUUUAUUUUAAAAUUUAUCAAAAUUGCUUUGGCUAUGUUAUUUGCUUCUGAGAAAAAAAAAUAAGGUAAAGAUCCUAUAAGUGCUUAAAAGAGAAAUUAAAUUAUAUAGAUAAUAAAGACUAUUGUUUAAUUUUAAUAGCAUUAAAUGAAUGAGAAGAUUAAACCUUUGGUUGCUCAUACAAAUAUUUAAAUCAAAUAAUUUAGUAAAAGAAAUUCAAAAGGAUUAUUGGCUAUAUUGGAAUUAUUUGGAAAUGCUGAAAGAAUAAUAGAAUAAUAUGAAAUUGAAUAUAGAGAAUAAUAAAUGAAUCAAUUACAAAAUUCAAUUGAUGAAGAUGAUUAACUUAUGCCUUAUAAUUAAAAAUCUAUUGGUUCAAUAAAAUUAUCAAAGGAAGAAUAAUACACUUUAGCAUCAUUAAAAACUACAAGAGCAGAUCCUAAAGUUUUGGAGAAACUUGAAACAAUAAAAAAGUAAUUUGAUGAAAAAGCAAUACUAGAGGCUUAAAAAGCAGAAUAAUAUAAAGAGGCUUAAUUAAAAUAGAAAAAUAAUCUUCGUAAAUAAUUAGAAAAGAGAUCUGUUGAAUAAGGAGUGUCUAUUAUUAAAGAUAGAGAAACAAAUUUAAUAUUUAGAGAUGGUUCUAAAAAUGGAGCACCUCUUAAUAAACAUGGAUUGACUGAAUAUGAAGUUUGGGAUCUUUAAUUUGAGGAAGAUAGAGAAAGAUAUUUGGUAGAAUAAUUAUUUAGAAAAUAUCAUAAAAUAUUUAAAUAUGUGUUUUUUAAAUAUGCAAAUUCAGGUAGUAAAAUUGGGAAGCCUAAAGAUUUUGAUGAAUUGAAGGAUUAAUCUGAUACAAUUAAUGAAGCAGAAUUUUGGGCAUUUUUGAAAGAUUAUGAAUUAGUUUUUAAUGUUUCAAAAGAAUAAGUAAGAUCAUUACUUAGAUCUAUUGCAAUAUAAUUAUUGAAAUGUAAAAAUGAGUUGAGUAAUUUUAAUUAUGAAGGAUUUAAACAUAUAAUUACUUAAUAUGCUUGUAUAAUAUAUACUAAAAAGAAUAAAUAUGUUUAACCUCAUGUUUGUAUUGAAUUGAUGCUUUAAAAAAUGUAAUAAGUUACUGCAAAUAAAGGUUAGAAUACUCAAUUAUAUGAUGAUCCUGACAACAUGUAUUUUGCUUAAAAAGAUGUUAUAAAAGAAUUUAAUAAAAAAUUGGCUGAAGAUCCUAAAUAUGUAUUACCUGAAGGAUAUAAGAGUUAAAAAGAAGAAGUAGUUAAAUUUUAUCAUGUUUUUGAAAUUUAAGAUGGACACACAUUUGCUUAUCAAAUUUUGGAUGAAAUUGUUUAUAAUGUAUGUAAAUGUCAUAUAAUUGAACCAUUAACUGCUAAAGAAUUUUAAAUAAUAUGUAAACCUAAUUUAUUAGGAUAUGUGGAAUCUAAAGUAAAAUAAAAUUUAGAAAAAGAUCACUAUAUGGAAUAAAAGAAUAAAUUACUUAAGAAAAAUGCAAUUGUAGCUUAAUCUUAACCUAUUUUACCUUAAUUACCAAAAAGAAAUUUAGAAAUUGAACCAUUUAGAUAAUAUAGUUUAGGUAUCAAAUUGGAACUUGCUAAAAUACCUUUCAAUUAAGCUAAACAAAGAUCUAUUAUGGAAUAGGCUGCUGAUGUAUUAGAGGAUUUGAUUUUUGCAGUUGAAAAUAAUUAAAAAACAAUUACAAGAAAAUGGAAUAUUGUAAAUAAGGUAUAGAAAGAUAAAUAAGAUGAAAAAAAGAAGGAAGAAGAAGAGAAUAAAAAAAGAGAUGGAAAAAUAUAAAAAAAUCAUGAAGAAGCUAAACUUAGAUUAGAGUAAAUGAAAACAGAAAGAUUAGAAAAAUAAAAAGCAGAAGAGAUCUAAAAUACUACUAGAAGAGAUCUUAAAAAAAUUAAAUAGGAAGAAAAAUAAAAAGAGUAAGAAACAUAUUUAAAAUAAUAAAAAGAAAAGAUAGCAUAAAAACAAAAAGAAGAUGAAUAAGAAAGAUUGAAAAGAGAAAUAUUAGAAAAAAAACAAAGAGCAGAAGAAAUCUAAAAGAAGAAAGAGGAAUUUAAAUAAUUUAAUGAUAAAAAAAUUGAAUAAUAUGGAGAAAUAUUUAAAGCAGAAUAAUCAAAAUUAAAAAUGGCUAUGGAAGAAAGAAAAAAUUAAGAAGCAGAAUAUCAAAGAAUGCAUGAAGCUAUUUAUAAAAAUAUUGAAAAAAAAGGAGAACAAAUUAAAAUAAAAGAAAAAUCUACAAGUGAAUUAAUUCAAAAAUUAUUUAGAAAUCAGAAAUACUAAAAUAUAUUCAAUACUUAUAAUUUUAAAUUAAGUUAUCUUUAUGAAUUAUUGUAAUUAGAAUAUUAUAAAUCAAUUGAAAUGAUUGAUUUUAAGGAAAUACCUUUAAAAUUAUGGAUGUGGUUUGGAGAUAGGUUUAGAAUGUACCCAGAUAUUAUUUCAUAAAUAGAAUUCAUUCGUGUCUUCAAUGCUAUUACUUAUAGAUAAAAUGAUAUAUAAGCAUCCUUAGAUUAUGUGGAAUUUUUGGAAGCCCUUUUUAGAAUUAGUAUAAAAGGAUAUUAAUUCUUUAAUAAACUUGCUGAAAAUCUCAAAAAACCUAAAGCUCAAAAAUAAGAAGAUGAAGAUAUUUAAAAUUAAGAUUCACCUCCUUAAUCAAUAAAACGUACUUAGCAGACAAAAGAAUUCAUGCUCAAUAGAAUUAAAGAAGUUUAAAAUGAAUAAGAGAAAAGACUCUAAGCUGCUAAAAAGGAAAUAGAGGAAAAGAAAAAAAUGGAAAAAGAAGCAUUAAUUUUAGAUAAUUAUCAAGCAUUGAAUGAUAUUAUUGGAACUGAUAAUAUAACAGGAUUAAACUAUAAUGAAUAAACACUUGAGGCAUUAAUAACAUAUUUAGCAUUGCCUAAUGAUAAAACAGGAAUUGAGUUAAGAUUUAGAUAUUUAAUAGAAAUUGAAGCAAAGAAAAAACCUACAAAAGUUAGAAAAUAAGGUAAAUUAUUAUUUUUACAAUGAUUAGAGGCUUCUAAAAAAUUAGAUGAAGAUGUUACUUAAUGGAAAGAACAUAAAGUUGUUGAAUAAAAUAGAUAGCCAAUUUUUACAAGUAUAUUAAUUUAUAAAUAAUAAUGUAGAAAGAACAAAUAAAUAAAAAUAAAAUCCAAAACUUGAAGAACUUUAAGAUCCUAUAUUAAAAGAGAAUGAAAAUAAUGAUUAAGAAUAAGAAUAGGAAUAAUAAUAAUAAUAAUAAUAAUAAUAAUAAUAAUAAGAAGAAUAAUAAUAAGAAUAAUCAGAUAAUUGA
Molecule: messenger RNA, 5108 nt
Organism: Paramecium pentaurelia
Lineage: Eukaryota; Ciliophora; Oligohymenophorea; Peniculida; Parameciidae
Source: the annotation of a GenBank genome assembly